GAUUCUCCGUAGCAGUAGCAUCAAUCGACUAACGAGUCGCGUGUCGUUUUGUUUUUUGUUUUGUGAUUAAGUGCAACAAGUGGUUUCAACCGUUGGACCAUGCGGACAGUGAUGCUCGAGCGGUGUUGAGUCUGUUCGAAGUAACAUUUCAAGUGUAACAGAGUGCAUCGACCGUGGCGGGCCCAGUAACCGCAUCCAAUUGACCCGUACCCGUAGUGUUUGUGGCGUGUGCGUGAGUGCAUCUCGUGUUAUUCGAGGCGACUAAUUGAUUGACUAACGGCAGCACGAUGGCGGACGAGAGCCUUCACGUACCGGAUACCAACAUCGAUUUCCAUAUCGUCCAGCUGUUCGAGCGGCUGGAAACGCUACGCAAGGAACCGGGCCACAAACUGUCCCGGUCACUGCAGGGCCGCAUCAACAUGCACACCGAGCUGCGCAGCCUGGAGUUCUGGAGAUCGAUCACAUGCGAGUGUCUGGCAUCGUUCUUCUACGUGUUCAUCGUUUGCGGUGCUGCGGCCGGUGCCGGUGUCGGCGCGAGUGUCUCCUCCGUCCUGCUGGCCACCGCCCUGUCUUCCGGCUUCUCCAUGAUUGCCUUGACCCAGUGCUUCCUGCACAUCUCCGGAGCUCACGUUAAUCCGGCGGUGUCGAUCGGGAUGGUGGUAGCGCGCCAGAUAUCACCGCUCCGUGCCUUGCUGUACAUCGUGGCGCAAAGCGGUGGUUCGAUCGCCGGUGCUGCACUCCUCUACGGUGUCACCGUACCCGGGUAUCAGGGCAAUCUGCAGGCCGCCGUUUCCCACAGCUCGUCGCUGGCCGCCUGGGAGCGCUUCGGCGUCGAGUUCAUCCUGACGUUCAUCGUCGUCCUGGCCUACCUCAUCUCGACCACCUCGUUCAAGAAGUACUUCGGAUCGUCCGCCAUCGCCAUCGGGGCGGCCUACAGUGCCUGCAGUUUCGUAUCGAUGCCCUAUCUGAAUCCGGCCCGAUCGCUCGGACCAUCGUUCGUGCUGAACAAAUGGGACAACCACUGGGUGUACUGGCUGGGACCGAUGGUUGGCGGUGCCGUGUCCGGGCUGAUGCAUGAGUUCAUCUUCUCCUCGAAGCGCUCGCAAAACCGCUCGAAGGAUGACGUCAACUCUAGCCUCAACUCCGAGGAUGAUAUCAACUACGAUAUGGAUCUGGAGAAGCCCCAGCAUCAGCAGGGCAAGUACCAUCAGUAUCGACCACCGAGUGGAACGCUAACCGGGAGCCAGAACCGAUACUGCCAAAGUAUCUACACGGCCGAACCGACGUCGAAGGUCGAGCGUGUGGAAUCGAUCUAUGGUGGCACUAAGUCGAUGUACUGCAAGUCGCCCCCACUGACGCGUGCCAACCUGAACCGCUCGCAGUCGGUGUACGCUAAGAGCAACACUGCACUGAACCGUGACAUGCCGGUCCGUUCUGGACCGCUGGUGCCAGCGCAAAGCCUCUAUCCGCUACGUGUGACUGCGCCUCAGACACACCUCCAGAAUCAGAAUGUCCAGAACCAACUGCAGCAACGAUCGGACAGCAUUUACGGUAUUCGUAGCUCGAUGAGGCAACCGAUGCCUUCGGACAGAAUGCAGCAACAGCAACAGCAACAGCAGAUGCCACCACAUCCAACGCAAGUCGAUCCCCAGGGUUUCCAGCCAAUCUACGGAUCGCGCAACAAUCCCAACUGUUCCACCGACGCGCUCAACCGCGGUGACGAUACGAUGAACUCCAAGUACUCGCGCGGUGCCGGUGCCGGUCGUCCGGAAUCCAUGUACGGCGGUGGCCCAAGGCGCAUCCACUCGGCUCAGUCUGACGACAGCUCGUACGGCUCGUACCAUGGACCGGGGCCUGCCCUUACUCCACCGACACGCAACACCAGCAACAGUAGCAGCACCUUCAACCCAAAUCCAACUACCACAAUGACCUCGACCAUGCCGCAACAGCCUGCCUACGAACGGAAGAGCUCCUCCUCGUCUGCCUCUCAUCUGCAGCAACAGCAACAGCAGCAGCAACAAAAGCAACAGCAACAUCAGCAACAGCAACAACAACAGCAGCAGCAGCAGCAGCAGCAAAUGCAACAAACUCGCAAUCUCCAGAAUGUACCGAGCAUACAGAACACAAGUUUGCCGCCACCACCCCCACCGAUGCACCAUACGAUGCCCUACAAUAUGCAUCCAGUGCGACAGAACUAGGGGCCACCGGUGUCCUGUAAUCACUAGCUAGUUGCUCCAAGCUAACCCCUAGAGACGUUAACCGUCGAUCUUCCGUUACGCAGGAGCUAGAAUUUAAGUGCUGUUUGAGUGAGAUCAUUUGUGUGAGUGUGCGUGUGUGCUGCAUGUUUGUGUGUGUGUGGUUGCGUUUUUAGGGUAGACAAUUUAGUUAGGGGUGUUGACAGUCGUUGGUGAUCACAUUCCUGCGAUCGCCGAUGGCGUAAUCAUGGCGGCAAACUUUUCUUUGAAAACCCAGUGAGCUAUGAAUAGACGUGGAGCAAUCUUCGGCCCUCCCCUCCAUGGGAGCAUGCGAUCAGGUGGCCAACAGUAUUCAGUGUAAGCGGUCAGUUGGUCGAGUGACAUUCGAUAGCGCGAGUUCGUUUUCGUCUGUUCGUCUGAUCGAUGAUCCAAGAGGUUGAGGCGCGCAAAACAACCUAUAUUAACCUUUCCGUUGGGCAGCGCGAGCAGCAAACGGAAUUGCCAUAUGAUAUCAUAUAACUUCCAACCGCAUCGAGGCGGAGAAAGGACCUAAUUGGGGGCACGGCUAGUUUACUGUUUUUAAUUCCUCCACCCAAAUACCCAAAGUUCAGACUGAUCGAGUUACUGACGUAUGCAUGUAUGCUGCCUGCUUUGUGUCGGACUUUAGUACAAAUGUAAAUAGCUAGAUUUUGUAAUUUUCUUUUUUUUAUUUGUUAUUUUGAAAGUUUUCUCGGGUUUACAUCGAUAUCUUUAGAGGAGCAGCCAUAUCGUUUUCAAUAUCGUAUCAGUAGAUAGAACACCAAUAUCGCGGCAUUACAUUACCGAC
Anopheles darlingi is the source of this 3021-nucleotide messenger RNA. It is a transcript of the gene bib, whose product is annotated as neurogenic protein big brain. The coding region runs from base 288 to 2198 and encodes 636 amino acids. Gene Ontology annotation, molecular function: water channel activity. The transcript has 6 exons. Lineage: Eukaryota; Metazoa; Arthropoda; Insecta; Diptera; Culicidae. Gene Ontology annotation, biological process: transmembrane transport. Gene Ontology annotation, cellular component: plasma membrane. The record is from RefSeq and is a predicted model, not a curated record.